AUGCCUUCUUAUAUUUCAGCCCUGACGGUUCAAGCGUCUGACGACUCCGACUUCCUCCCGCCGGGAACUUGUGUCGAUGCUAGCCCUGCUCAUGGUAGCCCAGACUGCAAUAAUGGGCUCGGCGGAGAUUAUACCUACGUCGUUAAGUCAUACACCUCAGAUCCAUCUCAGGCUAUCACCGGCUUGUUCAUCGAUAUCACCGGCAAUGGUGGUGACCAUCCUGAGCUUGGAGAUAUGGCACAUGGGGCUGGUGGUGACUACCGCUAUGUCAUCACGUCCCGGGACUUGACCUUACCCACUAAGAUCGGGGAUGUUCAGCUUUGGAGAUCGCAGGACGAUUCUGUGUCGCUUCCUGAUGUGGCUGCGUUUGGUUGGGACGGUAUAUCUACUGAUAUCAACCAUGGGAGGAGUGGAGCGUACUUGUAUUUGAUAUGGAAGAAUGUCCGGGGUUGA
Molecule: messenger RNA, 453 nt
Organism: Fusarium tjaetaba
Lineage: Eukaryota; Fungi; Ascomycota; Sordariomycetes; Hypocreales; Nectriaceae
Exons: 1
Coding region: 1-453 (150 amino acids)
Source: RefSeq, a predicted model, not a curated record